Messenger RNA from Rubroshorea leprosula, 2726 nucleotides. The record is from the annotation of a GenBank genome assembly. Lineage: Eukaryota; Viridiplantae; Streptophyta; Magnoliopsida; Malvales; Dipterocarpaceae.
CGCUUCCACUUGCCUCUAGCUUCGGCUACAAAGUCAAAAACCCGAUUUUCCUCGAACCUGUAGCUCUAACCCAAGAUCCAAUCCCAACCCAGUUAAAUUCUCGAGGUGCUUCAGCUAGAGAACCAACUCUACCCAGCAGCAGUCUAAGAAAGCAAUAGUCUUUAGACAAGAACUUUCCAGGUGCGAGGGUGAAAUGGAAUGGAAACUUGAAGGGGGAGACGGGACAGAAUGGGGUUUUAUCUAAUUUUUUGUGGCAAUCCAUGGGAGGUGGACGGGUGGUUGAAGUUCUUUUUGUUGGAGCAGUACAUGGAGAGGAAGGGGAUCGGACGGUAAAGAAGGUUUCUGCAGAUACAUUAAGUGUUGGAGAGCGGAAAUUCACCUUUGAUUCGGUUCUUGAUUCCAAUUCAAAUCAGGAGGAUGUUUUUCAUGUGGUUGGUGUUCCCUUGGUUAAAGAGGCAUUAGCUGGUUUCAACACUACAAUAUUGUCAUAUGGACAGUCCGGAAGUGGAAAGACCUACACAUUGUGGGGGCCACCAAGUGCCAUGGUUGAGGAUCCAUCACCUAGAAGCCACCAAGGAAUCGUUCCUCGUAUCUUCCACAUGUUAUUCUCUGAGAUUGAGAGAGAGAAAGAGAACCCUGAUCGGAAACAUAAAAAUUAUCAAUGUCGCUGUUCUUUUCUUGAGAUUUACAAUGAGCAAAUUGGAGAUUUACUUGAUCCAACUCAAAGGAACCUUGAGAUAAAGGAUGAUCCAAAAAGUGGAUUGUACGUUGAGAAUCUGAGUGAGGAAUAUGUGACUAGCUAUGAGGAUGUAACUCAAAUUUUGAUCAAGGGGCUCUCAAGCAGAAAAGUUGGAGCAACGAGUGUAAAUUCUAAGAGCUCUCGGUCUCACAUUGUAUUUACUUUCAUAAUUGAAUCAUGGUCCAAGGGAGAAUCAUCAAAAUGUUUCAGCAGUUCUAAGACAAGCAGAAUUACACUAGUUGAUCUUGCUGGACUAGACAGAGAUAAACUUGAAGAUGCAGGUAGACAACAUGUCCAAGAAGAUAAAAAUGUUAAGAAGUCCCUAUCACAGCUUGGGCAUGUAGUAAACAACCUUGCGAAAAGCAGUCAGCCUGAAAAUUCUGGAGGCACUCCAUAUGGCAGUUCGUGUUUAACCAGUUUACUGCGAGAAUCACUUGGUGGCAAUUCCAAACUCACUGUUAUCUGCAACAUUUCUCUGAAUAGACACAAUGGGGAGAUACUGAGCACUCUGAGAUUUGGACAGCGAAUUAAAUCUGUAAGAAAUGACCCAAUGAUUAAUGAGAUAUCAGAAGAUGAUGUUAAUGACUUAAGUGAUCAGAUUCGUCAAUUAAAGGAAGAACUUAUAAGAGCAAAGUCUGAUGUUUAUGGCUCAGUUGGGAGUAAAAAUGGACACUUUAAAGGGCGAAAUGUCCGUGACAGCUUAAAUCAGUUGCGAGUAAGUCUUAAUCGCUCAUUGAUCCUGCCAAAUAUAGAUAAUGACCUUGAGGAAGAGGUUAAUGUUGGUGAGGAUGACAUCAAGGAACUACAUCAACAGCUACAGAAUUUGCAUAGUUCUUGUGACGAGAACUUGAGAGACCCAUCUGACAAAAGAGGUUCCAUUCAGUCUUCUUCCGUUGAAGAAAGUUGUGAGGCAGCAGAUUUGCUAAGUGCAGAUGACUUUGAUAGUGCUGAGGAAAUGGAGAUUGAAGAAUUCAAUGAAAGUGUUACACCAACAGGUGAACCUCCAUUUAUUACAAGCACCUCAAGGGCUUUGGACAUCAGAAACAGCAUAACUAUCAGCUCAUGCAUUCACUCUCCCAUACUUGAAGAACCGACUUUGUCAGAGUCUCCAAAAAUCAAAGAUACAUUAAGGAAAAGCAUUGUCGCCACAUCAACUUUGCUGUCAAGUCAGAACAACAUAUUAGAGAAUUCAAAGUCACUGAAACGUAGUGAGAACUUAAGAUCAUCUUUGCAGUCAAGCAAAGUUUUUCCAAAUCCAACUGAAUCUUUGGCUGCUAGCCUUCAAAGAGGCUUGCAGAUUAUUGACCACCAUCAGAGGAAUUCAGGAUCAGAUAAACCUUCACUUUCCUUCUCCUUUGAGCACUUGACACUGAAACCUUGUCCUGAAUCUGACAAGGUCAAUGCUUCUGUUCAAACAUCAAAUUGUCCAGCUGAUGCUCUACUUUGUUCAUCAUGCCGGCAGAAGAUUGACAAUAAUACUGAUGAGAUUGAGGAUAGCUUGAAGACACAAAUGGUGGCAGUUGAUGAAGCGAAAGAUAUGGUGAAUGAUUUAACAAAAGCUGCUGAAAGAGAGAAAGAGCUUGAAAGUAUUUGUAUGGAACAAGCAGCCAAAAUAGAGCAUCUGAGUUCUCUGGUGGAGCAAUACAAAAAUGCUCCCAAGAAUGAAAUAGUGCCAUUUGAGGAGCACAAAGAUCUCAAGGAUAUGAAUGAGAAUAUGCACUUUGAUGUGAAUGAGAAGGAAGCACUUCUUAAGGAAAUUCAAACAUUAAGGAGCAAAUUACAGCCAAACACUGCUGCAACCCCCAACAAAUCUACUGAAUCACUGAGAUCCUCUCUUUCAUUCAUUGAAUUUUAUAUAUGUGAUAUAUUUGAUGAUGGAAUUUCAAAGUAGAAGAAUAAAAGAGGCUAAAAGUAAUUUUUUGUGUCCCUUUACUUUGAUAAAAUUUUCUUUUUGAUCUUUUUAUUUUGAUAAAAAAAUUUUUUUAUC